AUGGCAGAGCUGGCGCUGGCGAUUAUUCCUCUGGGAAUAACAGUUACAUCUGGUCUCACCAAGUAUCUCAAAGCCUUCAACGAUCACGAUGACGACCGCGCUCGGCUUGUGCGUCAGGCCGAACGCUUUGAGAGCACGUUUCAAUCACUUGACGCCGCCCUCAAACGUUCCGAGCUUGACCCAGGGCUCUCUUCGUCAGCAUCAGAGGCUCAUGCUAGUCUCAAAGAAUGUCACAAAGCACUGAAAGAACUGGAAGCCCUUCAACAAAAAGUCUUUGCCACCACUACCAGUGUUGCAUCAACGGCUCCUCACGCGCGUAAAAAAGACAAGAUCAAGGGUGGAUGUAAGAAGCUUAUGUAUCCGCUACAAAAGCCCGAUAUCGAAGUUCUAGAAGGAGCUUUAAAUAGGCUUUCAACGACCCUCAAUCUAGCUCUAGGAAUACUGCAUCUAGAUGGAGAAUCCUUAACCAGAAAGACUUUAAACGAGCAAAUGGUCGAGAUACAGAAAAACACAGUCAUUACUUCUGUUACCUCGACGGCUAUCAACGAACUGCGCCAGCCUAUCUCGAAAAUCGAUUUGGCCCUCCCCGUUCUCCAAACUUCCGUUGAUUCUGUUAUUCCCCAUUUUGACCAUAGGUUCGACCAGAUCUCUUACCAGAUCGCGUACCAGCAUUCCCAAAUGCAGGCUCAAAUCAAGUCUCUUCUCGAUACGGCCGAACUUACAGGAUAUCUGGAUCGCCCAGGAACAAGCCAACAGCGUUUACAAGAUCGCUUUGAAGGACAAGGCAACUGUCUUUCGACCAAUGAGACUGACUGGGAAUUUACAGCGCUUGCCAACAGAGAUCAUCUCGUAUCGAUGUGUUCUUGCCCGUCACGACGCAUGCGUCAUGACACAUGGUUUGGUCAGGGCUCAAUUCAUUUCGCCGAAGAGAUGCUAUCCGAUCACUGUCACGAAAAAGACUGUGUUUUCUUUUUCAUGCCGUCAGGCUACGAAAAGACGCGAACCAUCCGUUUUACAGGCUUUGCUUCUUUCUUUAAAAGGGGGCUUGAAGUGUCUUUCACUACUCGUGCUCGUGCAGGAAAAUUCAGUAUCAGUCCCUCUUUUACUUACUUUCCAGUGGUUGAUGAGAAAGUCGCUCCAGGAUUUUUAGUCAUAUCCCUUCUAAGUCGCGCAAGCAGACUCGAGAACAUGAAUGAGACAAAAUCCAGAAUAAUACUGAGCGCGGUUCAGCGAAAACUUCAAGAAUUGUUUUGCUCGGGGAGAGCAAGUCCUAAUGAUGUAACUCAAGAAAAUUAUACCCUACUUCAUCUCCUAAUCGACUCACUAGGUUUUUGGUUAAAAACUUUACAAGGAGCAAAUUCCCCAUUCGUCCGCUUAACGUUUGAAGGGUUGCUCAAUUUUCUUAUUGCCGCCGGUACAUCUGUCACAGUUCGCAGCCGUUUUGGAGAGAAGGCAACACAUAAAUUCAUCCUAGGGAGCUUUGUUCCUGCCUCUCUAUAUCGCCAUCUGAAUGCUGAGAAUGAAGCAGAAGCGUCCACAUAUUCAUAUUAUCCAUUUUUGCAUGAUAGGCGUGGACUCCUUGAGUAUCACGAUCUUAACCAAAGCGUUGCAAGAAGCUUAGCAAUCAUCCAAAACAAUUUACGAGAAGUGGAGCGGAUCAUCUCCUUAUAUCCGAACAUGCUUGGAGAGCUAAGUUAUUAUAAGGAGACGCCGUUACACAUAGCCAUUGAUAGGCCAGAUAUCUUGAGAGUGCUUGCCAAGAAAGCAAAGCCCGAAGACUGGAUUCGACGCAGCCUCGAUGACGCGACUUCUCUUAACCUUGCAAUUCAAGCCAGUCGUGAGAUUUGUCACUCAGGGGAUGUUUUGGAUGAAUCAUGUUGUCCAUGCACAUUACCGCUUCGGAUCAUUUUAUCUGCUGGCUGCCCCAUCAUACCUUACCGAGAUUUUCGUUGCUCCAUGUUCUCACCUUCACCAAAAGAAUCCUUCUUUGAAUCUUCUACUCAUUGUAAAAUACUUCUGACGAAGGAGCUGCGAAACCGCCGUCGGCAACUGCGAGACUUGGCCAAAAGCAAGCUCUCAAUUACCGAGUUCAGCAGAUUUGCAACUCUGGAGGAAGUACCCGAUGUUGAAGCCAUCGGCAUGGAUAGUUUACUCCGCCAAAAGGACAUUCUGGGUCAGGGACCCCUCUCAAGUUUUGUGGAUGGGGACCUGCCUCCACAUCCUCAGCAGGAUGUCAGAUACUGUUCCAGGUCAAUAUUCUUUGACCUGAAGAGCCCUGAAGAUGCAGAUUUGUUCGUUGACUCUGGCUUCAACAUGUUAUGCGCUAAUCGAGAUCAUGAUUCUUCAUUGGAUAGAAUGCUUUUUGCCAAAAUCAGCCCAGAUAGGCGAUUCAUUUCACUAGACUACGCAAUAUGGCUCUUUGAACAUCAAGCUCCGUUAUGGAAAUGGAGCUACAGGUUCACUAACCCGAUGCCUUCGGCUUUCGUUCUUGCCGACAUUCUCGGCAUACAGGACUAUAAAUGUUCUGGUCAAGAAAAUUCAGGUGACAAGGCAGAACAUUAUCUGGGCGAAUCGAUUUUAGUCGAUGACUGCACUUGUUUAUGUUCACCUCGCGGCUGUACCCCUUUCGCCUCGAGGAUGAAGUGGCUCGCACAUUCCCAUGAUGAGCCACAAGACCAUACACCUCAGGAUAUUGCAACGAAGUUCGGUUGUUACGUGGAAACAUAUGGCGACCGUCUGGAUUUAAAGCAUCACCUCAUCAUGGUGCGACAAGCAACAUUUGCUGCGCUAGAACUAAAGCAUACGUGCUUGGAUAGGCCUGCAUAUAGUAAUUGUCCGGGUUAUCACCGUUGGAUAUACUUGCUCGACCCAGUGACAGAAUUGGAGCCAGAUGAGAUGGAGUUCGAGACUUUGAAUGUGCAUGUGGAGGCAAAAAAUCAGUUGGAGAGCGUGGUCACCAUGUUUCAGGAUUUUUUGUUAAGCGGAGACCAAAUGACCGUUUCAAGCAAGGAAAAGAGUUUUGAUAUUGAUCAUUCAGUAUCUAAUAAUCAGAGCGUCGUUGGCGUAGCCGACCUCUACUGCCAGAGGGCUUUGGAAUUCUGGAAGCACAUUUGGGAAAACAGGAUUCAGGAUGCUUUGGAGGCUGUAGCCAAAGGAUGGGACAACAGGCUCAAUGGGGAGAAUGAUCUCGUGCAAAUUUCGACUUGCGAGGAGGCAAUGCAAGAGGCAGAGAAUAGCUCUGGGGAGGAGAAUGAUGAGGUAAUCUUUAACGGAAUUAUACAACAGAUUCAGGAUAUCUAA
Molecule: messenger RNA, 3300 nt
Organism: Fusarium proliferatum ET1
Lineage: Eukaryota; Fungi; Ascomycota; Sordariomycetes; Hypocreales; Nectriaceae
Exons: 5
Coding region: 1-3300 (1099 amino acids)
Source: RefSeq, a predicted model, not a curated record